This is a messenger RNA of Rhinolophus ferrumequinum (greater horseshoe bat), 3926 nucleotides long. RefSeq names its product eukaryotic translation initiation factor 5 (gene EIF5). The coding region runs from base 526 to 1815 and encodes 429 amino acids. Gene Ontology annotation, cellular component: cytosol. The transcript has 12 exons. Gene Ontology annotation, molecular function: GDP-dissociation inhibitor activity; eukaryotic initiation factor eIF2 binding; translation initiation factor activity. NCBI's taxonomy places the organism in Eukaryota, Metazoa, Chordata, Mammalia, Chiroptera, Rhinolophidae. The record is from RefSeq and is a predicted model, not a curated record. Gene Ontology annotation, biological process: formation of translation preinitiation complex; translational initiation; formation of cytoplasmic translation initiation complex.
UUCUGGCCAAUGGGCUGUGCCGCUUGGCGCUGGGGGCGGGCGCUGGGGCCGAGGGUAGCUUGAGCGCGGCGGCGGCGUUGUUCAGUCACAGCGAGAACAUUCCAGAGGUCGCCAGGCCCCGGGCGCUGAAGGGUGUGGACCCCGGACGUCGCUGGGACAGCCCCUCCCCGCUGCUCGGCGGCGCCUGCCUGGCCGCUGGUCGCUGUGCUCCUCCGCCGCCUCCGCCGCCCCUCCUCGGACUCGGGUUCACACGCGCCUCACUUCAUCCCAGUCCCGGGCGAGCAGCGUUGGGUUUAUGUCUUUAUUUGACGAAAACGAGCUGUUGCGCAGCCAUUGGUACCUGUAUUGGGGAAACAUAGCAUACAAGCAAGAAGCUUACAGCCUCAGUGGCGAAAACUUUUUCAUGUCAGAGACCGAGAACUCUUGCAGUCGUUUAUGUCAUCCCUUCUUCUCCAGACAGAAGAUACCAAAAAGUUGCAAUCAAAGAUCUCUUCAUCUUAUUGAUAAAGCCACUAAUAAGCCAAAAUGUCUGUCAACGUCAACCGCAGCGUGUCAGACCAGUUCUAUCGCUACAAGAUGCCCCGUCUGAUUGCCAAGGUUGAGGGCAAAGGAAAUGGAAUCAAGACAGUUAUAGUCAACAUGGUUGACGUUGCAAAGGCGCUUAAUCGGCCUCCAACGUAUCCCACCAAAUAUUUUGGUUGUGAACUGGGAGCACAGACCCAGUUUGAUGUUAAGAAUGACCGUUACAUUGUCAAUGGAUCUCAUGAGGCGAAUAAGCUGCAAGACAUGUUGGAUGGAUUCAUUAAAAAAUUUGUUCUCUGUCCUGAGUGUGAGAAUCCUGAAACAGAGCUGCAUGUCAAUCCAAAGAAGCAAACAAUAGGUAAUUCUUGUAAAGCCUGUGGUUAUCGAGGCAUGCUUGACACACAUCAUAAACUCUGCACAUUCAUUCUCAAAAACCCACCUGAGAAUAGUGACAGUGGUACAGGAAAGAAAGAAAAGGAAAAGAAAAAUAGAAAGGGCAAAGACAAGGAAAAUGGUUCCGUGUCCAGCAGUGAGACACCACCACCACCACCACCAAAUGAAAUCAGUCCUCCACAUGCUGUGGAAGAAGAGGAGGAUGAUGAUUGGGGGGAGGAUACAACUGAGGAAGCUCAAAGGCGCAGAAUGGACGAAAUCAGUGACCAUGCAAAAGUACUGACGCUCAGUGAUGAUUUGGAAAGGACUGUUGAAGAGCGGGUCAACAUCCUGUUUGAUUUUGUUAAGAAAAAGAAGGAAGAGGGUGUUAUUGACUCAUCUGACAAAGAAAUUGUUGCUGAAGCAGAAAGGCUGGAUGUAAAAGCUAUGGGCCCUCUUGUUUUGACUGAAGUUCUUUUUAAUGAAAAGAUUAGAGAACAGAUUAAGAAAUACAGGCGCCAUUUCCUACGAUUUUGUCACAACAACAAAAAAGCUCAACGGUACCUUCUUCAUGGUUUAGAGUGUGUGGUAGCAAUGCAUCAGGCUCAGCUUCUCUCCAAGAUCCCACAUAUCUUGAAGGAGAUGUAUGACGCUGACCUUCUGGAAGAAGAGGUCAUCAUCAGCUGGUCAGAAAAGGCUUCUAAGAAAUAUGUCUCAAAAGAACUUGCCAAAGAGAUUCGUGUCAAAGCAGAACCAUUUAUAAAGUGGUUGAAGGAAGCAGAGGAGGAAUCUUCUGGUGGUGAAGAAGAUGAUGAAGAUGAGAACAUUGAGGUGGUGUAUUCGAAGACUGCCAGUGUACCGAAAGUUGAAGCUGUGAAGUCUGACAACAAGGACGAUGACAUUGAUAUUGAUGCCAUUUAAAGGGGUGGGUGCAGCCCAGCUUAUCAGUGUAAUGCUGAGAAUCUUUCUGCGUCAUCAGCCAGAAGUGCAACAUGUAUGUGCAAAAGCUAAAAUGGCUUCACAUCAUGCUACACUUUCUACUAAAAAUGUAUUGCUGUGAGUGGUCUGUAAUUAAGCCCGAGACAUCUAGGGAGUCCAUACACAUAUCAGUGAGCAGAUAUAGUUUGCUUAUUUAUAACAUUUUUCUUUUGAAAACUUAGUGGUGGACACAUUUGGAUCACAUUUAUACAGUUACAAAAAUAAAGAUUUGAUUUUGGUCAUUCUUCAUAUUUUUGGCUCUGAAUGACUUAAGCUGAAUUAAUUGGCUCCUUUUAAAAGUGUUGCACCAUUAUUUAACUUGAUAGGAUUCUUGGAGCCUGUUAGAAAUUGUUGGGUGCUGAGACAGUAAAGAGGUCUUCAGCAGAAUGUAAGCAUACACUUGUAAUUACCUUAUUCAGUCGUUAAGAAAUACAGUACUUUGAAGUCUUAUCUUUAGUCUCUCAAAUUGGUAUCUGGUAUUGUACAUUCUUACCAUGCCAAGGUGGACAGUGCAACCCCUUUGUCUUAUUGAGGGUAAAAAUGACCUGAGUGUCCUAUGAAUAAUUUUAAGGGCAGGUUUGAAACUUGAAUUGUGUUCUGUUGUGUUUUUUUUUUUUUUCCCAGUUCGUUCACUUACCCCAAAUUGUAGUCAUUGAAGUCCCGUGCAAUGCACGUCGGAUGAGCCAGGGGAAUUAUCACAUUAACAAGUCAGCAUGCUAUGUGUGUAGCUGUUGCUUUGUGCUGAGAGAAAACUCGCAAGUUGGGGUAUGAUUAAAUAGUAAGCUCUAUGAUUUUUAUUUGGGGAAAGAAAUAAAAGGUGCACAUAAUCUCUAGCAAAAACAGCAUAGUAUUUCAACUUUUACAGUUUAAAUUACAAUUUCCAAAUGUUCCCGACAUACUGUAUAUUUUGUUCAGUGUGGAUUUUCCCUGAUACUAUGGCUUAUUUAAUGCCUUCUACAUUUGGACACAGCUGUGCUGUUUAGGUUUGGUUGCUGUCUUGCCAAAAUAAGUGUUACUAUGUCUCAAACUUUUUUUUUCUUCCAAAAUGUCUUAUUUAAAAAGAAAGCUAAAAUUGUACUUGCAAGCCAGAACCUAUAUUUUGGUGCAAGACUUGGGGUGACUUUUACUUAACAUUGAAUAUAGGCAGACACUCAAGAAGUCUGUGUGAUGGCCACUGGAUGCAGGUGACUAGGGCCUGGCCUAGCCCAUCCUGGGCUUUAGAUUUAGAAAUAACUUGCCCAAUUUGCUGAUCUAAAUUCACCUGAUAUGGAUUCUGGCUAUACCCGAGAAAUCAUUUUCAAGGUAGAAACGUAUUGCAUUUAUUCCUUUUCAUAAGAAGUGCACUGCAGAAUCAGGACCACGGGUUAGUUUUAUUUCGAGCACAGGCUUGAAUCAUUCACCUCUUGACUACUUUGUGAUCUUACAAGUUAUAAUAAGACCUUAAAUGUAUGUAAAAAAUUUUCACUCUGAAAUUAUACACACGUUUGGUAUAAUAAAACCUUGUUAGCUUGAUAUUUUAAGGAAUUAAAAUCUAGCUGUUUUACUGGAGAGAUACGAGUUGGUCUCCAGCUGCCUUUUGAUAGAUUUUGAUGAGAGUGAAGCAGAAGCCAUAUACCUGGAGGGGGGAGUGUGCUUUGUCACCAAAGAGAAGAGGUUUUUGCAAGUCCACAUGUCACCUGGGUUUCACAUUCUUCGCUGGAGGCGUUUGCUUUCCUUAUCUGAAAUUCUAGAGAGAGACUGGUGGCCUAAGUCAAGUUGCAUUCAGCGUACCCAGUGUCAAGCUAAUGAGGUUCUGUUAUGGAAGUUUUUUUCCCCCCGCCUCCCACCCCCCCUUUUAAUCUGAAGGAAAACCUAUUCAGGGCUAAAACACUAAAGACAAAAUUUUGGCUUAAACCGGUAUUCAGUCUGGUGCCAAACUUCCGAUAGAAUUCAGAUCCACAAAAUUAUCCAGAGGCUGUCCUAAUAGAGUAAUCAUUCACUUUGCUCUAUUCAACUGUCUUAAAUUUUCUUGUUUCAAACAACUACGUUACUUGAUUAAAACAAUGUUAAAAUUA